Messenger RNA from Chaetura pelagica (chimney swift), 1969 nucleotides. It is a transcript of the gene DESI2, whose product is annotated as desumoylating isopeptidase 2. The record is from RefSeq and is a predicted model, not a curated record. Gene Ontology annotation, biological process: protein deubiquitination. Bases 2 to 538 code for a protein of 178 amino acids. Lineage: Eukaryota; Metazoa; Chordata; Aves; Apodiformes; Apodidae. The transcript is spliced from 4 exons. Gene Ontology annotation, molecular function: deubiquitinase activity.
GAUGAAUGAGUAUACUUCUUCCCUUGGAAUUGGAGUGUUCCAUUCAGGUAUAGAGGUGUAUGGCCGAGAGUUUGCCUAUGGUGGUCAUCCAUACCCUUUUUCUGGAAUAUUUGAAAUUUCACCAGGAAAUGCUUCCGAGCUAGGAGAAACAUUUAAAUUUAAAGAGGCUGUGGUUCUAGGCAGUACUGACUUUAUGGAAGAUGACAUUGAAAAAAUAGUAGAAGAGCUUGGAAAGGAAUUCAAAGGAAAUGCGUAUCACCUAAUGCACAAAAACUGCAAUCACUUUUCUUCAGCUUUAUCUGAGAUCCUGUGUGGAAAAGAGAUUCCACGAUGGGUGAAUCGCCUUGCCUACUUCAGCUCUUGUAUACCAUUUCUCCAGAGCUGUCUGCCGAAGGAGUGGCUGACUCCUGCAGCCCUCCAGUCUAGCGUUAGCCAGGAGCUGCACGAGGAGCUGGAGGAAGCUGAGGAUGCAGCAGCAUCGGCUUCAUUGGCAAGCUCGGCAUCUGGGUCUAGAACUGGUCGCCACACCAAACUAUAAGCCCUCUUCCAAAGUGACGAAUGGUUCAAAUACUUCAGUUUAAUCUCUCCAGCAGUUGACUUCCUGGCAGAACAUGAGAGCUCACUCUAGAAUAUUGUUUUAUAUGCAAAAAAGGCUCUCAUCAACCUGUUUCAGCUCAGGAUUAUUUAUGUAGUGAAAAGAAUUGCUGGGAGAAAAGGGAUGUUGUGGGAAGCCACCCUUUUCAUUUUCACCUGUUUGGUAGACCUGGGUUGACUUAACAUCUUGUAUAAAGCAGAAUUUAAUUAUUUGUUUACAGUAUUGUGCACUGCUGUUUACAAGUCCUGUAAGGACUCCUGCCAUCAUGGAAGAAGAGAGAAUUUGAGUUUGAUUUAACUGUUGGUAUAACUCAAAAGCAGUGAUAUGAUGCUCUGGAUGAACUCUCCCCUUUGUUUCCAAGAUUUAAGGCAGGUGAAUGUUAAAUUCCUGAGAAAUGCCAGAAAUUGCUGAAUACUAUAUGUGUGAACAGGGUACUGUGCACUUAAGUGGCUGAUGUAAACAGGUAGAUUCCAGGAUGUAGAGAGACUGGUUUUGUCUAAGGUCUGUUAACUGGAAGUAUGACCUCUACAUUACUGAAACUGUGGAUUUUUUGCACAUAUGAAGGGAAAUUUCUGUCUCAUUACAAUGCACAUUGAUCCUUCUGGUUUUUUUUCAACUUAUCCAUGUAGUUUGCAUCCUCUCUUAUGUUUAUAUUUACAGUGUAUUUCAACCAGGAUUUAGACACCUGAAUCAUUUGCUAGAAGCAUCAACGAAUUUUCCACCGUUUUUGCUUUACUUGAUUUCGAACUUGUAUAUAAAAGUUAGUGCUUGUAUUCUUUUUGUUUUGUUUUGUUUCAUGUAGUUUGGAAUCGUGUAAUACAAGCCUUUUAUGGUUGGGGAAUGGCCUUGGCUUUCUGCUGCUGAUUUGCUUAAUUUGAGUUUGUAAACAUUUGUAUUCUUUUUUUUUAGUGAUAAAUUACUGCCCAGUUGUGCAGAUCUGCACAAAUGAUAGAGAAAUCCUAAUUUAUUUUCCCAUAGUCUCUAUCUGUGGCAUUAAGUUUCUUGUCAAAUGUAAUGAAGAAAAACCUGAAAAUUUCUUAUGCACCUGCGUGUUUACACAGCAGAACCCACUAAUCUGCACACGUAAUUAUAUCUGAAGGUAAGAGAUACUAUUUUCUAAAACACAGAAGUAUGUUUGCUGGUAUAUUAUAAUUAGAGCUAAAUUAUAAUUAGUGACCAGAAUAUAUAAUGGAAUGCCUUAUUCUUGUUCACUGACCAAGAGAAUUAAUGGUUCUUCCAGUUAUUAGUGUAAAUUAGUGAGGUUCUAUUGUGCACAUAAGGAUACAGUAGCACAAACAUGAGGGAAGUGAGCUUGUGCAUUUUUUAAGACUCGCUGCCUUAAACUCACAAAGAACAUACCACCUGUAAACUGAU